AUGGGUGGUCCAGCGGACGUCCAUCGGACGGACGCCGGACAGACGCCGGACGCGCCCCUCGCCGAAUGGUCAAGGAUCAUGGCAGUAGGAAUCGACGGCGGCCCCAUCCCAGAAGAUGACGCCCCAGAUAUGGAGGAGCUCAAGUAUGUGCCAGAGCACCUCCAUCACAAGUAG
Ascochyta rabiei is the source of this 174-nucleotide messenger RNA. RefSeq lists its product as uncharacterized. The record is from RefSeq and is a predicted model, not a curated record. The transcript has a single exon. Lineage: Eukaryota; Fungi; Ascomycota; Dothideomycetes; Pleosporales; Didymellaceae. The coding region runs from base 1 to 174 and encodes 57 amino acids.